UUUGGUUCGUGUUUCAUAAUUAUGCUCGUUAAUUAUGUAAUAAUACUUUCAAAUAUCGUUUAGUUCGUGUUCGAAUUCAAAAUUCUCUCGACAAUAUCGUUUGUGACUCUAGUGACUGUAGAAAUCAGCGUUUCGAGUAACCACCGGUGCAGCCUUUCAGUGGAGUCAAAUCCGGCGGAAUUCAUCAACAUUUUUGUGAAAUGAACUUCCUACAGUUUCCUAUCUCAAAUUUGAGUAAUAUUCGUUCGUGUUCGUUGGUGUGCUGUACUCCAUGUAGGGGUCGUGGCUUCUUGUGGAAUAUUCGUGUUCGUGGUCGAUGGAAACGUGCUCUUUUUGAUCGUCAGUUUGUGGUCCAGUGAACUGGAAUGAAUCCAAUUCAUUUGUAUUUUCCAUUUUCUGGCGACAGAUCAAGAUCAAUCAUUAUGCGUUGAAGUUGAGCACGUUCUCCCAAAACUAUGGGUAAAAGGAAUUCCAAGCUCAAGCAGGAUACUAUCGAUAAAUUGCUCGCCGAUACGUAUUUUUCGGAGAAGGAAAUCCGUCAGUGGCACAAAGGAUUCCUAAAAGACUGUCCGAAUGGUUUAUUAACGGAAGAGGGGUUUAUCAAGAUAUACAGGCAGUUUUUUCCACAAGGAGAUCCCACCAAAUUUGCUUCAUUAGUCUUUCGAGUAUUUGAUGAGAAUAACGACGGCUCAAUAGAAUUCGAAGAAUUUAUUCGAGCUUUAUCCAUUACGUCCAGAGGAAAUUUAGACGAAAAAUUACACUGGGCAUUUAGACUGUACGAUGUGGAUAAUGAUGGUUUCAUAACACGCGACGAAAUGUACAAUAUAGUCGACGCCAUAUACCAAAUGGUGGGCCAGCAGCCCCAAGCCGAGGACGAGAACACGCCGCAAAAACGAGUAGACAAAAUAUUCGAUCAAAUGGAUAAAAACCACGACGAUAAACUAACGCUGGAAGAAUUCCGCGAAGGUAGCAAAGCAGAUCCUAGAAUCGUUCAAGCGCUUUCAUUAGGCGGAGGCGACGCAGCCAUAGCCACCGCUUCCGUAUCCAAUUCCUCAAACGCAGAUCGAACUGCCACUUCGAAUCAUUGAUCAUUACCUAAAUGAUCGAUAUAGUAUGUACGAGUAUUAAACCCCCGAGAAGAAAUGUAAAAAAAAAAAAAAACGAUACCGCAAACGCAGCUCAGCUCAACGUAUUGAAGAAAAACCAGCAGCAGAAGCAAAAUAUAAGGAAAAUGCAAGCUGUACCGCUCUUCCCCGCGCCCCGCACCGCAGCUCAGCCCCGCAUCGUUAAAAAUUUAAUUGGAAAACGGUUCGUUCAAAAGAUACCAUUAUUAUUAUGUUCGAAAAGGUGUACUUUUUCAAUUUUUUUUUCUCUCCCCCUCGACUCGAAAGCGCCAGAAAUUACGUGAUAACUGCGCUAGGUAAAGUGAAAUUAUUUUCGAAAAUUUCAACCUACCUUUUCAUCAGCUGGAAAAUUUAAUAGCGCGAAAUCAAAGCUCCUUUGUAAUUUUUUUCUCUCUUUUUUUUUUUAAUAAUCGCAAUUUUACGGUCCUUUUCUCGCUCUUUUUUUACGCCUCUUUUACAUCAUUAUAUACGUACUACGUAACGUAACGUAAUUAAUAAGUAGUUAAUAAAUUUAUUUUACUCGAAGGUACUUUCCCCUUUAUUUUACCGUGCCCUUUGCUUUUUCCCUUUUACACUGUUGCUAUAUUUUGUAUAAUGUAUUUUAUACCUACCUGACCUUAUAUUGGUAUUGGUGAUUUUUUAAAGCUAGCUUGAUACGAGAUUUAUUCGUCGUUUUACUCUUUAGACCAAAUGGAUUUUUUUGUUGAUUUUUUUUACGUUUUUUUUUCUCUUCACCUUGAAAAAAGUAUUACUUUACGUAUAUUUUUACGUGUUAAUUUUAAGAAUUUAUUAAGUGUAGGCAAUUGUAAAGUACCUAAAAGAAAAACAAAAAAGUUACGAUGGCGAUAAAUUUCUCAACUAUUUUAUAAUUUUCUUUUUUCUCUCAUUUGGGUAUCCUUACCUACUUUAUUUUUAGUUUUAAAGAUAUAGAAAAAAAAAUGAAUUUAUUUCAACCCUGAUUUUUUGCUCAAAACUCUUACAUACUUUGAUGUCUCAGUUCGAGGUAUGUAAUUUUUUUCUUUUUUCUCUUUUAAUUUUUUUUUCUCCUUUAUUGUUUAGAAAUUGAAUUUUGUAUUUUUUAAGUGUUCUUGGCUGGAACGGGAAUCGGUAUAAUUAUUCGUAAUUUAUUGUAAGUUAUAUAGGAUCGGUUUGUUAUCGAGGGCCACAUCAUUUAUGUAGCGUUCUCUCCGUCCAUUAGGCGUUAUUAUGUACUGUUAUGUUGAUGAAAUGGUGAAGAAGAAAGUGAUUGUGUCUACUAAAUGCAUCUAUAUAAGUAUUUUUCUAUGUUUAAAAUAACAACAACGUGGGCAAUAUUUGUCUGUGAAAUGUAUUUGUAUACAGGGUGUCCAAUAAUGGAGAAGUUGAUCGAGAAUGUGUAAAACAGUCUUUUUUUUAUGUUGAAUUUUUCGAUUUUUGGUGCAUUUUUGAAAAGCAAAGGGCCAAAAAUGGAGGAAAAUUCAAAAUUUUACCAAAUUGACCUAGAAAGCUGAAAUUUUGCGGGUUUUCUCAUUUUCGAUCCUACUAAUUAAUUGGGAACGAUUUCGAACCGUUUUGAGCAGUUCUGGAGCCUCCAGCAGAUUUUUGAAAGUUUCAAAAUUUCCACGAAAUUUUACCCAAUGAAGGUGAAAAGCUAAAAUUUAUUUUAAUGCCAUAAUUUCAACAUGCCGAGUCGAUUGGAAGUGAUUUCAAACCGUUUUGGAGCCUCCAGCCGUAUUUUAGAAAUUCCAGAUUUUCAAAAAGUGUCGUGAAAAGCGUCCAAAUGAGCUGGAGCUCCAUCAGAACUGCGCAAAACGAUUUCAAAUUAUUUCUUAUCUAUUUAGGAGGUCAAAAUUAAAGCAUUUAUGCUAAAUUUCAGUUUUUUAGGUUAAUUUGAUGAGAUUUUGAUUUUUCUUCCAUUUUUAGCCUAAAUUUGAUUUUCAAAAAUUCGUCAAAAAUCGAAAAAAGGCUCUUUAGCACUUGAAAUUUUGACAAAUGAUGUAUUUUUGUUCGCUUCGUUCCGGUUGAAUUUUUUUUGCGAGUGAGGAUGCCUUCCUUGUGAGUCGAAAAAAAAUUCAUGAAUGAUGAGUGAUGAGAUUUUAUGUGGGCCCUUCUUUUGGGAAUUUAGUUUUGGUUGAAUGAGUUCCGGAAUCAGAAUUAAAGUCUUCAAAACUUCACAAUUGAAAAUUUUGAUCCCAAAACUUCCUCUGAGGGCUAAAUUUUGAUUUCAGAAUAGAAUCAGUGACUUCAAAACCCUAUAAUUCGAUGUCUUUGUUGCAUUUUUCAAAAUUUUGGGUCCUAAGAUCACUUCUCAGGAGGCUAAUUUUGAUUUUGGAUUUCAAAAUCAGAACCAGCACCUCAAAUAAUCUGUAACUUGAUAUCGAUAUUGCAUUUUUUUAAAUUUCCGAUUUUGGCCCUCCUCUUUCUGGGGCUUGAAUUCGAUCUUGGGUUAAAAUAUUUUUGAAUCUGGUUUGGCCUCCUUGGAGGACCAUAAAAUUAAAUAGUCAUAUUGAAUUAUUUUAAAUCUGCGAGCGGCAGGUUCCUCGGAGGAGGGGGGGGAGGAGAGUGAGUUUGAUUUCGGCGUGAAAGUGAUUAUUUCAUAAUUUGGUUCAGCAUCUUUUAAACCUUAUACUUUGAUACCAUGUUUAUUCUUUUUGUAAAAUUUUCGGGUCCAAAACUGUCAAGUAGGGUUGGAGUGUGGGGGGGGGGUGAAUUUUUGAAUUUCAGAAUUUCAGACUCAAAAGCAGUGCCUAAGUUCAAAAAUCCAUAAUUUCAUUGCAUUUUCUAAAAUCGGGACUCCCAAGCCCUCCCUCUAAGGGCUCAAUUUUGAUUUUGGGGCCAAAAGAUUUGGAAUUGGUGCCUUUAAAAACCUAUAAUUAUUCGAUUUUCAUGUUUCAUUUUUUGAAAUUUUUGGCCCCGAACAACCAUCCUCUUCAUGGGGGGGGGGGGGGUCAGUUUUGAUUUUGGUGUGAAAAAGAUUUCAAAAAACCUACAAUUCCUUAUCUCAUUAUCUGUAUUGAAUUUUUGGAAAUUUUGGACCGCAGCCCUCUUGGGGGGGGAUUUUGAUUUUGAGGUCCAACAAGUUUUGAAUUUGGUGCACCAAGUCCCCUUAGAAGGCACAAUAAUUUUGACCUUGGGGGAUAAAAAAGGUUUCAGGAUGGGGAUCAGUGCAUUCAAAGCAGUAAAAUUCCACAUUAAAUAAGUUAUAUUGUAUUUUUCCAAAUUUUAGGCCCUAGGAUUGCCUCAAGGAUGAGGGGGGGUCUCAAUUUUGAUUUUUGAAUUUGAUGUCAAGCAGAUUCCAGCAUUAGAAUUGGCAGCUUCAAAAACCUUGCACGUUUUCAUCCCCAAUUAUCCAUAUUGUAGGUCUUUUUUGAAAUUUUGGACUCCGUAACCUCUUGUUGCGGGGGGGGAUGGUCAAUUUUGAUUUUAGAGCCUCAUCGGUUUUGAAAUCAGAAUCGACGCCUUCAAAAAUCUGCAAUUUUUAACUCACAAGUAUCGCAUUUAAAAAAAUUUGGACCUCGAGCCCUCUCGAAGGGUACAAUUUUGAAUGAGGGGGUGGGGGGGUUAAACAUAUUUCAGGAUAUGGAUCAGCUCAUUGAAAAAAAAACAACAGUAAUUUGAUAUUCAUGAGAUAUUGUAUUUUUCAUAAUGUUGGGCGCCAGGAUCGUCUCAGGGAUGAAAGGUGGGGGGGGUCCAAUUUUGAUUUUGGGAUAAUGCGUUUUAAAAUCAGAAUCAACCAUUUAAAAUUGAUACAUUCGAUAGAAUCCAUAUUGAAUUCGCCAAAAUCUUGGACCCCAAGCUUACUCUCAUGGGGUGGGGGGGGGUGUUGCUCAAUUUUGAUUUUGGAGUGGAACGGAUUCUAGAGUUUGAAACAGCAUCCACAAAAACCUAUAAUUUGAUACCCAUAUCACGUUUUUCAACUGUUUGAAAUUUUUUUCAUCCCCACCCCUCAUUUUAGGGCGAAUUUUUUGAAAAUAUUUUUCAAAAAUGCGAAUUGAUAGGUCGUGUGACGUAUCGUUUGUUUUUGUUUUGGGACGUUAAGUUCGAAUGUAAACUCAUUUUUGAGGUUCAAACCACAAAUCUUAUUGAUGAUGCUAUUUCUGAAAUAACAAAUAAAAUAAAAACAGUUUAUAACUUUAGCACUACAGAAAAAAUUCUUCCAAAGUUUAAAUGGCAAGUCCCUUUACGUAUUUUAAAUCUUAUAAAAAUAAAAAAUAAAGUAAGAAAAGAAUGGCAGCAAUUGAGAAACCUAGAAACUAAAACUAAAUUGAAUCGCUGCAUUCGUGAAAUUAAAUUUGAACUAUUUAAAUUUCGUAAUGAAAAAUUCCAAAGUUUCCUUUCUAAUAUACCAAUCAACAACUCUGAUAUCUGGAAAGCUACAAAACAAAUAAUAAAAUUGCCUCAAGAUAUCAGUUCUAUUUGAGACACCGCAGAGUGUACAUCUCCUAAACUUUAUAUAAAAUGCCAGUAAAUAAAUAUGAUGAUGAUGAUGAUGAUUUUUGAGGUACAACCUCCCCUUACUCUCAUGUGGUGGGGGGGGGAGGUUUUAAAUUUUGAUUUUGGAGUGGCACGGAUUCAAGAAUUUGAAACAGCAUCCACAAUACCCUAUAAUUCAAUGCCCCAUAUCACUUUUUUCAAUUGUUUGAAAUUUUUUUCAUCCCUACCCUUCAUUUUGGGGUGAAUUUUUCUAAAAGUAUUUUUCAAACAUGCGAAUUGAUAGGUCGUGUGACGUAUCGUUUGUUUUUGUUUUGAGGACGUCAAGUUCGAUUAUCAACUUAUUUUUGAGGUACAACCUCCUUGAACCUACCCCCCCCCCCCCCCGUCAUACGCUCCAACAAUACCACAGGAAUUCAGAAAUUACGUUACCGAAAGUUGUAUGCCUGACACAUCGUUUGUAUUGUUUAUUUUUUUUACUUUUGAAUUACGAGAUCAUCUAAGUUCAAUUUCCAAUCUGGCAAGUUGUGCACUCUUCUGUCCCCUCCCUAAAAAAAUGUUGGUCUCAAUUUAAAAAAUGAAUGGGUCGUGUAAUAUAUCGUUCGUUAUGUUUCCGGCGAUGCCGAGUUCGAAUAUCUACGUAUUUUUUGGGAUACAGCUUCCCCAAACCCCUCCUCCCUCCCGUACCCUCCUGAAUUACCCGUGAAAUUCGGGAAAUGGAACAAACUACGCGUUUUCAAUGUUUCUUUUUUCCAGAAAUUUUGUCAUUUUCGUGUCAUGAGGUCAUUUUUUUGAAUUUUCAAACCAGCACAAGGUGCACCCCCCCCCCUAUCCCAUAAUUAUGGACGAAAUUGAAAAUAAACUAAAUCCAAGACAAUUAUAACCGGCUGAGGGUGAUCAAAAACUCACAUUUUUGCUGCAGGAUAUUAUAGGACACCCUGUAUGAUUAAUGUCUAUACAAAAUUUAUAACGAAAGUCGAAAGCUCUCUUCGAACAUUACUCUUAACCUAAGUCUAGGAACUAAGUACUAUCUUAUUUUACGUCUACUAUUGUAAUAUAAGAUUCUUAUGUUUAUUUUUCUCAUUCUAAUUCUAAUUUUAUUUUUAAUUUAUUUUAUUAUUCGUUGAUCUUUACUUACUUGAUUUUUUCCUCCCUAAUAAUCUCGUUGUUUUUUUUUAACAUUAUUUAUUUUGUAAGUUAUUGUUGCUUUUUUACCUACGAGAGUAUUUUUACCUAAAUAUUCGGUAUUUUAUUUUACGACCAUUAAAAAGGUAAUUUUAUUCGUUUAUAUUUUAAUUUUUUUUCUACGCUGAAUAAUUUUUUUAAAAUAAUUUUUAUUAUUUAUUAUUACCCACCUUUACUUAUUAUUACAUACGAUAUUUUCUUUCAUUUUUUUUUCUCUUUUUCAUCGUACGUCUAAUUUUCAAUUUAAUCGCACCAAUCAGCAUUCUAAUCUCCUUCCACCCACCAAAAAAAAAAAAACGUUACCCUUAGCUUGAUCAGUCAUUUACAAUGAAAGCCUCCAUCUGUGUGCCAUCCUCAUGUCGUCUGUGUUUCUGUUUUUCAUUAUUUUUCUGAAGGAGAAUAAAAAAAUGGUAAACAUUUACGCCUUUCACUAGUUCAUUUUUGUUACAAAAACGCUAGUGACUCGUGCAGAUUUUUUACUCCCUUUUAAUGUUACUGUCAAUUAAGCAGAAAAAAAUGAAGACGAAAUGACAGAGGUUCAGAGGUUGCAGGUUGUACUCCUUUUCAUCACCCUCUGCCUACGAGACAAUUGAAAAUAUAAUAUUCUAUCUCCGCUUACCUACCUGAUCUAUUGUGUAAAAAAAAUUACGAAUGAAAUUACCUACUUUUACCUACAUUACAUUGCGUUAAUCAAUCAUUAAGGGUAUUAUUUUAUUAUUAUUAUAGUAUUUUUUUUUUCAAAUUUAAAAUAUUAUUGUACGAUAUUUCACAACGAAAGCGACGAUUUAAAGUUGCAAAUUUUUUCGACUACAUAAUUUUUAAAUUGCGGCUUGAUGAAUUUUUUGUAAUUUUUUUUUUUAUAUACAGCUGAUUCUAUUUUUCUCUAUUCGCUGAUGAAUUUCUAUUUCUAUUUUGAGAAAUUCACGCAAAUGAAGCAGUAUUGUAUUUUUUUUAUAAGUGUGUCCCCAGAUUGUCUGAACAGAGACGUGAAAUAUUGAUUGAAGUGUUUUGCCCAUCCCCUCCCCCAAUUUUUUAAUGUAUUUUUAUAACGAUCUUUGGAUUUUUUUUCUUUUUUUUGUGACUAUGUAAGGUACAUUUUUUGGCUAAUUUUGAAUAAGGCGUUUUUAUUUUUACGAGUAAUUAUAGUAAGUGUAGGUAGAUUUAUGUAGGAUUAAAGAAAAUAGAUGCAAUUUGAAAUUCGUAGAGGUAUAUUUUAAGUUACCGGGAGGAUGAAAAUAAUUUCGUAGAUGUAGUUGCUCGUAGACAAUAUAAAUUCUUUGCUCACCAAGACGUAUACUUUCUUCUGUUAUGAACAUUGUAGAAUUUAUUAUUAUUAUUAUAGGAGAGUCUGUAAUAUAAUAUUCUGUAUCUGUAGGUCUAGGUACGUUGGGUUUAUAUAUUUACCUAUUUCUUGGUAGCUGCUUUUAAAUGUGGAAAGUAAAUGAAGACGCUAUUUACGCGGUCAAAACAGAGAAAACACAUUACGACUUGAUGCUAAUUACUAUACAGAUGCAUCUUUUAGGGCCGCGUUCGGCGUAUGAAAAGUUUUUUUUAGUAUUAUUAUUGUUGAACUUUGGUAUUGUGAGGAGUUUUUCGCUACCUAAUGAGUUUUAACAGAAAUUACCCUUAUUUUAAACCUAGUCGAAUAAAGUGUUCUAAAGAGUGUAUUUUAAUCUGAUCUGAGAAUAUUAUUGUGGCGGUAUUUUUUUGGGUAUUUUUUCGAUACUUAUUUAGAGUAUGUAUAAAUUGGCGAGGAUUUGUUAAACACCGUGUAUUGGAAAAUUCUGCUGCUUCAUGUUGGCUGCAAGCUUCACUCGAAUAUACGUACGUUUUCAUGUAUGUAUAAUUUGAUGUGUAUUUUACGUUUUAAUUUGAUAUUUAUAUUUUUUUUUCUUUUUUUUCUUUCUUUAUCUUUUUGUCUUAAAUGAUAUCGAAAUGUUGUUGACGUUGAUUUAGGUUUAUUUAAAUAUUUAAGUAUAAUUUUUUGUGAUUUUAUUUGAAAAGUUGAUACCUAAAUUUAAAAUUGUUUUUGUUUUAAUAAAGCUAUGUAUACUUAAAU
Molecule: messenger RNA, 8778 nt
Organism: Planococcus citri (citrus mealybug)
Lineage: Eukaryota; Metazoa; Arthropoda; Insecta; Hemiptera; Pseudococcidae
Product: frequenin-1
Exons: 9
Coding region: 456-1088 (210 amino acids)
Molecular function (GO): calcium sensitive guanylate cyclase activator activity; calcium ion binding
Source: RefSeq, a predicted model, not a curated record